Messenger RNA from Hippocampus comes (tiger tail seahorse), 7117 nucleotides. RefSeq lists its product as uncharacterized. Gene Ontology annotation, molecular function: protein binding. The transcript is spliced from 10 exons. The record is from RefSeq and is a predicted model, not a curated record. Bases 430 to 6573 code for a protein of 2047 amino acids. Lineage: Eukaryota; Metazoa; Chordata; Actinopteri; Syngnathiformes; Syngnathidae.
CCGUAUGACCACCGUAUGGGAAAACGCAUUUGUCUCCAAAAGUUACGAUUCUGACAUCCCCUUGUUUUCUACUUCCAAAGCCCCCCGCCCCCCGACUCAGUUAGCCCAGACGGCUAAUUCGAAUGAAAUGCCGUCCUCUUGUUGGGAUUCUCCGCUGAGGGUUCGCCUGCCCGGCUAAUAACACGGCGUUUGCUUUAGCAUUAGCCAUCAGCUCACCGCCAUUGACAUUUCUCCGACAUGAGCUGUCGCCCUCUUUACUUUACUUUUUGCCCAAACGACGUUUAAUGCGACGCGACCAUGGAGACCGAGCGGAGCAACUGUAGGCCAAGUCCGGUAGACAAUCGAUUCUCCAUCACAACAACAAUAUGAUGGACAGCUGUGAACACUUUGCACACUCUCAUCCAUAAGGGUUAGGCCAAGUCCGGCGUCAUGUCUUCAGGUUCUGUAUGGACAAGGGCUUGCGCUGAUGACAUGGACUUUGAAGCGUCCGAGGACGGUCUCAGCACUGUCGCUCCUGGGGACCACCCAGCGAACAGCAAUGAUGGCAUGUCCGACUUCUCCAACAGUGACAUUUCGCUCCCCGAAGUCUGUGUCACCACCAACUUUGAGGAGACCAUGACCAAUGAGGUCCAGCAAGCCUAUAGGAUCUUCUCUGGCUUACUUCUGGACAAGCACAAGGCACUUACCGGCCUGUUCCUCCACGCCGUGGGACAUCAGGAGGUCCAGUGUGGUGUCGGUGGUGUCUGCGCUCCUGGUCAGGCGAGGCUCAAGCAGUCCAUGUGCUUGCGGAGGAUGGAGGAGAAGUUUGUCAGCCUGGAGUAUCAGAGCAUAACAGAGUUUGUGGCUGACUUCAGGCUGAUGUUGGAGAACUGCUACCGCUACCAUGGCGUGGACCACUGGCUCUCCAAACAGGCUCAAAAGCUGGAGAUUAUGUUAGAGCAGAAGCUUACACUACUGUCCAGGACUCUUCGUGAGAAGACCACGUUGGCAGUGACCUCCAAAGGGCGCUUUGGCACAGAGGAGGAGCGAGCUCCGGGAGGAACCUCCACAAGGAGGCGAUUGUCAGCUCGAAGCUUGGCGACGAUCACCGUCAGUGGGCAUGAGUCGGUCAUGGUGCAGGCCCUCAGGAUAGAAGAGCAACAGAGGGCCAAAGAGGAAAAGAGGCAACGUGAGCUGGAGAAAAGAGAAGCGGAAGAAAUGUCGGCCAAGGCCGUGGAAGAGUGGGAGCAGACUUUGCUUUCGCAGGCAUCCCCCAAUGCCGUUGACAUCCUGUGGGAGCUCCCCGCCAUCGGCCACUUUCUAUGCCUGGCCCAGACGGUGCUCAACCUUCCAGAGAUUGUCUUCUUCGAGCUGGAGCGCUGCCUGCUGAUGCCCCGAUGCAGCAGUCUCCUCUCCAAAAUAAUGUCAUCCCUCCUGUCUCCAUUGCAGCGGCGGGCCACCUUGCACCGCCGUCCGGCUCUGCCGUACCGCCGCUGGGAGGCGGAGCUCAGGCUGCGCGUCAAGGCCUGGUACCGCAGUGUCGGGGGUGCCCGUGAUCAACCAGCUCGGGCUGAGCAACUUGGACUUUGUCACCAGUUUUUCCGCAUAUUGGGCGAGACGAGUCCCUUGGAGGAGAAGCCGUUUCACUUGCUGCCCUUCUGCCAGCGGGUGUGGCUUCUCAAGGGCUUGUGUGACCACGUGUACGAGACACAGAAGGACGUUCAGGAUGCUGUGCUGGCCCAGCCCAUUCACGAAUGUAGGGAGUCCAUUUUGGGCUACGACAGCAAGGACAACGCCUACAUCCAUUUCCCCCAUUUCUGCGGGGCAGACUUGAGGAUCUACUGCCAGAGCCCCAGCACACCGCCUGCUUUUCCUUUCCCUUCAGCAUUGGUGAGGCGGGCUUAUCUAAAUACUGAAGAUUCUGACGUCCUGAAACACGAGGAGGGACAUGUUGGAAGCGCAAUGCACACUGACAUCUCUGAUGGUUUGGAGAAGACACUGAAGUAUUUUAUAAAGGAAAAUGGGGAUAGACAGGAACAUGAAGAAAGGUUCAGGUUUUGGCCCAUGAAGAAAAAAGAAGAGUCAGGGUCAUCGGAGGGAGACUCCAGUGAUGAGUUAAGCCGAAGUAGUCGCACUAGCCACUUUGUCUCAAGAAAACCCACAAAACCAGAAACUGUCGAAUCGGACGAUCGAUCCGCAACAUUCGAAGAUGGCCACUCCUUGGGUUGUGUACGUCCCAUAAAAGAAGAGACUCAGAAUCCUUGUCUGAAUGUAGGGGAACACACCUACACGGGUAGGUCACCGGCUCGCUCUGCGGACACCACAUAUUCACCGAUCAAAGCUUCGGGAAUCAAAAUGGAGGAAGGAAACCUGAGCACGGGACACCACCAAAUAGCUCCCUGUUUGAAAUGUAGCCAAACUGUCAAAUCAUUACAGCGAGGCUGCCGCUGCCCGCUUAUCCACCUUGCGCAAAACUCCAGCGAUGAAGAGGAUGUCGCCGGCAUAACGUGGUCUAAAAAAGAGAAGUGCAAGAAAAAGCGAGGAAGGAGGCAGCCACAGCAGGUGGAAAACGUUGAGGCAGCUGAAUCGGCAUUACCGGGAGUUUCCACAAGCAUUCCGAGGAAAGAUAAAAGGAAGAAACAGAAAAAACGAAAAAAAGUUGACUCUGCAAAGAAAAUCAAUGAGCCUUCUGUUGAGCCAUCGUUUAAGUUGGUUUGCACCAGUCUGCAAGAGUUGCGAGAGCUUAUCAGCAGAAUAGAGGACGAGCUUGACGACCUGGAGAGCACGAAAAAUAAAUUGGAUCGAUGGUAUUUACGAAAAGAAGCUGUGAAAGAGCUCCACGGCACUCUAAUCAGACUACUGAAUGAGCUAUCACCCUGGGAACCAAAACUUGUGAAGGCCUACCAAAGAAACAGGCUUCGACUGAAGAAGGAGUUUGACGAUUUCAAGAAGCAUCCAGACUACAACAACUUUGUGCGAGAGGAGUGCGUAUCAUCGUCAUCCUCGUCGUCAUCCGAAGAUGCAGAAACCGCGCUGUUGGAUCGCCAACGAGGAUCAGAGGAUGAACUGGAAUACCUGCUUCCAAGAGGUCUUUGGACUGGAGCAAGCACCGGGGACUUUGAAACUGAAUCUGUCGGUGAGAGGUCACCAGCCUUUGUAAUCCAGAAAAAACAUCCAGAAACUGUUGAACAACUGUCAAGAGUUCAGGCCGACAGCAGCACCGCCGCCACUUUCGCCCCGGACGCUGGUGCGAAGUCUAAAUGUGAAAUGAUUCAGUCCAACACGGACUGGGAUGCGGGAAAGGCGGUCCAUGCUUCAUUGACAUCCGCACUUCACAUUGUCAAACCGACUCCUGGACUGCCCAAAGGCUAUACGCCCAUUCCCACCCUCCUUGCGAAGAGCGUCGGUAACAAAGUGACCUUAAUGAAACGGCCUGUUGAUUUCUCAGGGCUUCACAACACCGAUAGACAAAGUGAGGGAUGUUCAAGCUCCCCGCCUACGUCUACCGCGGGGAGCGCAAACCCACAAUCACAAACGACUCGCCCCAUUUCACAACACAACUCACUGGAGACAGAAGGCGAACGCGCAGUUGGACGAACCGGAACGGUCAAAGUGGCAACAGCUCCUCUUACAACGGAUCGGGCGAAAGCAAGCCAGAUUUCAUUGCCGAGUCCUCUCCACGUGGUCUCGACUGUUCCAGGAGGGCGGGAUCAAUCUGUCAGGAAAGGGGAACGCAAUCCAGCUGAGAAGCCUGAGCAAUCUCUUCAUGACUACAGUAGGCCGGAGAAUAUGAUGCAGCAGGUGGUGAUUGCACCUUCCAAGCGUGUCAUUCACCAGUCCAAGGAGCAAAAAUCGACGGGACCCAUGUACUUGUCCACAAAUGUACCUGGCUUUACCAUUCCCGACACUGUUCAGCAAGUGACUCCUCUGAAGGAUGCUUGGACAGUAAAGACCCCUUCCGUUUCUUCCCCGCCUUGCCAGCAGCACGGGACCCGAAACACCCUCGGGUUCCAGGUGACACAUCCAUCUCAACCAAUCACUUCACACAACACUCAUCCAAACCCUUCAUCCGUCAUAUCGACAACCAUUUUGCCCUCUUCUCUGCCACCUCCACUUCCCGAACACAAGCAGGAACUGAAGACGGUCUGCAUACGCGACUCGCAGUCCAUCCUCGUGACGACGAGAGGAGGCAACACGGGCAUUGUCAAAGUGCAGACGUCGUCCGCCCAGAAUGCACUUGAUGGUUUGUCCGCCGGUCCCGUCAUCACCAUUUCACCUCAGUUUAAGGCGUUCCUCGUGUCCAAGAGUGCAGAGGCCUCUUCGAUCCCCUGUCAGAAGAUUCCUUCUCCCGCUGCUGCAACUGUGGCCAGUGUCUCAGUAGCGCAACCUCAAACGCAGAUUUCUUCAGUCUCACAGUCCUCUGCCAUCGCAAAUACGACAGGCCCGAGAAGUUUGACUUCAGUCACGCCCGUCUCCUCGGUGAGAGGACCCCACAAAUCUGAUGGCUCGACAGUUACAAGAAACAUUUUCCACCCUUUGCAGACGUCAACAAACAGUCGUACCGUGGAUGUUCUUGCACAAGCCGAGGUCGUCGGUCAGCCCGCUUUGAAGCGGCCCAACACGGAGGAGCAACCCAAAGUUACGAAAUUCAUCCUGGUUAAUCCCUCCUCCUCCUGUGCCUCUGCCGUAGCUGUUCCAAAAGAGGCAUCUACAAAUCCGACUCUUGCUCCAAAAGUGGUCGUCCUCAACCAAUCCUCCGAAACGGUGUCCGGCGCUUUAGCGGGACGUGCCGCAAAUCAGGCCGCGACAACAGGCCUGAAAGCACAACGGAUAACGACGUCGUCAUCAAGUCAAUCUCUGAAGACGGGAUUCAACCCAGGUUUUGACUCAAAUGCACCGUCCAAGGGAAAGAACAUCACCCUUCCAACAGGUCUCCAGAUCCAGUUGUCAGGGAUGACAACAACUAUCGGACAGACCAUCGGUGCCCUGUCACGUUGCAUUUCCAAAAGCACGCCCGGAUCAAUCUCGGAUCCAGGACGUUCACUAGCAACCGCCACUCAAUCGGCUCCAUUCACAAAGCCAAAAACUGUCACCAGCUGUCUUAGCCAGCUUGUCGCCAACGCGACUCUGACCAGAACCUCUCAACCGCAGUCUUUCACAAUAGCCUCCCAUCUAGGCUCUUUCAUUUCGACGACCGCUCCUCAUCCUGCAGCGAGUCUGCCCUCCGAUAUCUUGGCCAGCCACUCAACCGUGACCUCAACCGUGCAGGGCGAUCCGAACCCAACCUCUAUGACCGCGCUUGCUCAUCAGCCCUCGCAUGCGCUAGCUAACGAAGCGACCCAAAUGAUCUCUCCUCUUCACAUAGCUCUCAAUAAAAGCCAAUCGCAAAUUUCCUCAGCAAACGCCAACAGUACACAAUCCAUGAGCCCUGCCACCGGGGCUAACAAUACCCAGCAGAGGAUCGUCAUCAACACCUCGAAGCCCCUUGCCGCUGGCACACAGAUCCUCUUCAACAACACCUAUUUUGUCGUUCCUCCCCAAGGCUUAGGUCCAGGUAGCCAUGUGCUCAUCAUCUCCAGCCCUCCUCCACAGAAAGUGCCUAAUGCCACCAUGAGCAGCAUUGGAUCGGCGACACCUUUGCAAGGAGCAAGCCAGGGUCCAACGACCCCUCAAGGACCAAUUUUACCCAAAUCGCAAGUCAGGUUGCCUGGUGUCCCAGUCGUGAAUUCCCCUUUUGCAGCAUGCACACCGGCUGUUGUUCCAGUAAACGUCCAGGGAUCCGCACAAUUACCACCAAACGUAAGUCUUUUAUCUGCGCCGAGCUCACAGCUUUGUGCCUCUUCGUCACCUGCGCUAACCAGCCCGCCUCAGUUCGUCAACCGAGUAGCCCACCUUUCGUCAGUCAUAACCGGCGGCAUCGGUGUUGCUUCUUCACCCGCGCCACUUGGUGCCGAAUCUUCCGCCGCCAUUUCCCAUGCAAACGCAUCCGCGUUCCCUCGAUUGCCUGCUCCUUUAUCAUCUUCGCCCAGCCCCGCGGCCCCUCCCCGCUCCCUCCCAGACACAACUAGGGACUCGUGCAUGCAGCCGCCCCCUCCAUCUGGAGUUACGGCACCCUCUAUUACGCAUCAGGGCCUUGGCAUCACCUUGGUCUGUAAACAGGCGCCGUCAGUCAUUCAUAAAAUGUUCACAGGCUCAUUCAUGCCAACCAUCCAGAACCUGCCCACCUCAACAGUUAGACCAAUCCAAAGCACCACGGAUGCUUUGGAAAGGGCAUGUACGGUUCCCUUAUCUCCACCCACCACUACGUUUCAACCAGUCACGCUGCUUAGCACAAACCCCAUCCACCAGCCCAUCGGCCUGACCAAUCAGGCAGCGGUCAAGCCCUCUCUGCAGAAAUCCCCGUUAGGUAUGGCUAACAGUGGAGCAAACAACCUGCUUAUCAGUCCGGACGGUGCCAUUUUGAGCUCGGUCCAGGGCCAGGCCAAACCAGCUGAGCCGAACGCGUACCCCAAACAGAGUGCGCUGAUUCGCACCCCCAACAGUUCCGGCGGCGCUUGGCGUCACCAGCUGACACCAAGUCAACCAAAUAACUGAGACCAUGAGUUUGAAAUGGUUAUGUUCUUGUUAUUCAAACUGUUAUCCAGUUGUUAAAAAAAAAGUAGGGUCAGACCCUCUGUUUAGACUAUCAAAUACUGUUCAAGACUAUUAUGAUGUUUUUUUUUUUUGUUGUUGUCUUAUUUGAUAACUACUGAGGUUAAUGAACCAUCUGUGUUUUGGACUUCAUGGCCAGUAAUGACAACUGGGGGGAAAGGAGGUUAAACGGAUUUCAUCUUUUAUUGUAGUUAGUGCUUUUAAAAAGCCAGCUCUUUGAUGAGGUUCAUUGGUACAACUUGUCACUACUUUCAAUGUUUCAUAGAACAUCACACUUCUGCCUCUUUGUACGAGUUUGAAAAACUGUUUUACAUUGUAGGAAAUGUAAAUAGACCUUGUUGGAUUUGUACUAUGUUUGAGCCCAUGUAAAAUGUUUUGCAGUCACUUUGUAUUUAUUUUCUACCGUAUCGGUUUUCGGCAACUCUUUGCCAAGGUUCAUGGAACACAUGCGGAGUUACAAAGCGUGGAAAUAAACAAUGCAUCUGUG